This is a messenger RNA of Stylonychia lemnae, 1356 nucleotides long. The record is from the annotation of a GenBank genome assembly. Lineage: Eukaryota; Ciliophora; Spirotrichea; Sporadotrichida; Oxytrichidae.
AUGAACGAACAACCAGAACAUUAGUCAUCACUUGCUUCAUAUAAAUUUGGCAAAUAAGACUCUUUGCUAAUGCCAAAGUCAAAUUCUUUCCGUUAUCCAAAGUAGAAGAAAACAGAGGAAGAAGAAAAAGAGUAAGUAUGGGGUACACCAAGCAAUAAAAAGAAAGGAAGUUCAUUUGAGAUCACUGGCACAACUGCGGGGUCAAGAAGAAGUAGCUUUUCCAAGAAAUCGAACAGUAGAGGGAAAAGUGGAAUAUGCUGCGAUGACUCUUCAGACAACUUUGGUAAUGCAGCAGCUUCUGUUAGCAAAUAUGACAUGAAAGAAACGUUUGUUUCUCGGUUUAGGGAUGACUUUGACAGACUUAAAUUCUAUGAGGAUACUGCCAUUAAAAUUUAUAAUGAGAUCAGUCUUAGCAAAAUCACUCACCCAAAAGAUUCUGAAUAAUUCUCAGCAGUCUUCAAAAACAAUACCCCUCAUUCUCAAACAUUAUUUCUUGAUCUAGAUGAUACUCUUAGCUGUGUAUCUUUGUACAAAUUAGGAAACGAGAAUUUCUAGGAGGUUAUAAUUAAUGAGCAAGAUGGAAAAACAAUGAAGAUGUAUCUAUAUGUCAGACCAGGACUCUAAAACUUCCUAGAUAGAGUUAGCGAGAAAUUUGAGUUGGUACUAUUCAAUAAUGGGUCUCAAACUUUCACCCAGAGUGUUUACUAAUAAAUAUUAUAAUCAUUCACUAACACCACGAAUGGAGAUUACUUUAGUUACAUACUUAGUAAAGAUUAGUGCAGUAUCAACGAUGGAGGCUAAGAAAUUAAAAAUCUUGAAUUUUUCUGUGGAAGUGAAUCAAAUAGAGACAUUAAGAGAUCGAUUAUUGUAGAUAACAACAUCUAUAGCUUUUAGAAGCAUCUAACUAAUGGUCUCUAAAUCCCUAAAUAUGAGGGAUAACAAGAAGAUAAUUGGCUAGAGCUGCUAGGUGAUUAUCUAAUAGAAAGCUUUUGCAAUUAAAUUCUAAAUCAAUCUAUUGACAGCCCUAGUCAUAAAUCAAUAGAUUUCAGAAAAGUUAUAAGUUAAGAUUUUUGCUUCGACAGAAUUAUUGAAAAUACAAGGACCUCUUACAUAAGACAGCAAAUGACUAAGAAGAUUUCAGUUUAAAAAUUUGAGGAGGAAGAGGAUGAUCAGCUAAAAGAAGGUGGUCAAGAAGAGGCCAAGUGGACUGGUAAAUCUCAGAGCAAGGACAGCGAAGGAAGCCCUAUUAGCUUGAGUAGUAGAUCUAAAAAUAUUAAUGAAUUAAUAAAUAAACCAAUAUCUAAAAUGAGCGAGAAAACCUACAGAGACUGCUAUCUUAGCUUUGUCAAGGACUGA